AUGGGAGGGAGAGGAAGAGGAGACCCAGGGAUUGACAACGGCGAAGCUGAUAAGAGUCGACGUAAGUUGGAGAAGAAGAACGCAAGAAUGGGGAAGAGAAGGGGCGGCAAGGAGGAGAGCAGAAAGAGGAAGAAGAAGAAGGGGGAGGAGGAAGAGGGGAAGCAGAAUACGGAGGAGCGAGAGGCAUGUGGCAUGGCGGGAGAGGGGUCGGCGGCUGCCCCCGUUGUCACUGUUAGUGUUGCCUUGCCGGGCUCUAUCAUUGACAACGCGCAGUCCCUCGAAAUGGCAACCCUGGUAGUCGAAAAUGCUCCCCUGCCUUGGACUUUUUCCUUUUCUCUUGUUUACUUGUGUGCUGCCCUUGAUGUGAUACUCAUUGGUCCUCUGUUUUCCUUUUGUUCUUGCCCUCGCCAGCUGGCUGGUCAGAUUGCUCGCGCGGUCACCAUUUUCCGGAUACAUGAGGUCACUCUGCUCUUUGUGCCCAGACCCUCCCUCAGUUUUCUGUGAUUCCUUUACGUAAGAGACUUGUCUAAAUGUGUUGUACGUUCUUCUGUUUCAAUGCGCAAGAGGGUGGAUUCCCUCGUAGGCUGCGCUCUUACUGUCCCGAGUCCAGCCUAAAAGCAAGUACCAUGGUUGCAGUGGGGAAGGGAGACAAAUGAUCAAAACUUUUCGUCGAGGCUGACGAUAGAGAAACCAUUAUCAUGUGUUUGGUGGCUUUCAGCUUUUGUGGAUCUCAUUUCAGUUUUGAGAUGUCUCCAAAUAUCAUUUUGCUGCUCCUCGUUUUUACUCUUUCCCUCACCUUUACUUUCUCAUCCUUUCUACAAAGGGUUCCUGAUGGGCCAUCAUCUACUGAGAAAUCUUCUUCUUUUAGGCAGGCAUGUAUUGAUGCCCAUCUGAUUCUAGUCUGACCUUUUUGUCUCAGGCAUAUACCUUUUUCUGCAAAACGUUGAUCAAUGAUACAUUUUUCACUGUUAACCUACAUAUUGGUUCGUAAUCAGGGUUUUUGUUACUCAUCAGGCAUUGGUGGUCAAAAAAUCCUUUAACAUCAUUUUGUCAUUCAUUCCAUCAUUGUUAAUUAUUGGAAGGCUCCUUUUGGUCUAGGGCAAAGUAAUUGUGGUUUUAGAAAUGAUGUUUGUGUCAUGGUGUGAAGGACUGCUUUUUAAUUGACUUUUAUCAAUGGGCUUGGUCUUUCAGUAUUUAAGACAACUGAGUUCGUGCUCUCAAGUACAUACACCUUUCUGUACUAAAAGACUUUAGGUAUUUAAGUUAAAGAAUUUGUAAAAGGGGUUGUGACUUUGUUUAUCUCAUCCCGGUUCAUGCUAUCUAAAUUGAGUGAUUUCUGCUCGCUGAUAUAUGCUCUCUUGUUUCAAGAUAUGCUUACUACUGAGUUGUUCAAGACACUGGCUUUCUCAGUUGUCUGGAGAAAUAUGUCAGGGGGACGCAUGCUGGUUUUUUUUAUUUAUAAAAUUUCUUGUCUGAUCUUGACCAUUGGAACACAGUAAGUCCAAGAGAGCCUAUGAAUGCUUGUUAAGCCUUUUUAUUUUUCGAGCAGGUGAUAGUUUUUGAUAAUAAAGCCUCGUCAGAUGAUGCUGUAUUGGCAGAAAAUUCAGAUAAUAAUGAAAAUGGCGCUGCAUUUCUUGUAAAAAUUUUGAAUUACCUUGAGACUCCACAAUAUCUAAGGCGCAGUCUCUUCCCUAUGCACAAUAGCUUGCGGUUUGUGGUAAGCAUUAACUUUAUUCAAAAUGAUGCUUAUCAUAGGUUUGUUUCGUCAUUGUUACAGUAUGCUAAUAGUAAUGUAAUCUGCAGGGUUUGUUACCCCCACUUGAUGCUCCUCACCAUGUCCGCAAACAUGAAUGGUCUGCUUUUCGGGAAGGUAUAAGAAACUUGCUCACAUGAUGUAAGUAAUCGAGACUAUUAUCAAAAUAAUAAACUUCUUCAGUGUGUGUGGGAUACACCGAGGAUGCUCUCUGGAAAGCAGUUCCCAAUUGUGAUAGAGAUAAGUGUAUAAUAGGGCAAAAGAUGUAAGAAGAUAGUGACUGUCUUCUCUUUGGGAAAAAAAUGCAGUACUACUGAAAGAAUAUCUUCCAUGAACUUUGGCUGACCUCAUACUGUAUUGAAGGUUGUGAUGCUCUGAGUGUGGAGAACUGCUGUAUACUGCUCCCAUAAAACUAUCCGUCUGAUUCCUCAUUGUAGAUACUAAGUUAUUCAGGGAUGAUUGGUCCCUAAACAGAAUUUGGGAACCAUGCAUACCAUGAUAAGUCAUUCAAUUCUCUCAUCCAUUGAUGCGACAUAUCAUUCUCAUUCAGGCAAUUGGCGCAGAAAGGAUACACCAGCCUAUAGAGCUGAAGCCAAAUCCUACAGUGAAUUUCUUUCACUUUAUGUUAUACCUUUAUUCUACUUAGACCAUCUUUCUUGUUUCAUAUCUGUCAUUCUUGAUGUGAAGACAAACGUAUGGUUGACAUUUCCAUGCUUCUAUACACCAUUUCAAUUCGUCCUUCAUCAGGUAUUUGGUGCAGUGUUCUGAAGAGUCUUCUCACCUGGCUCCAGCUUUCUUACUUUCUUUUCUCUUCCACCUUCUGAGUCUCCUACUGUGUAUUCCUAUUCCUGGUCACACUCGAUUGGGAGAGUAGGCUUGCUGCAAUUCUACUCAAAUGCUAGAGAAGCGAAUCAGAUUCGCCUUACCUUUUCAUCAGAGAUGCUGCUAUCCUCUAUCUUAGUCUUCUCAUGUCUUAAGCUCUUCAACCGCAAGCAUGGUCCAAAGGAAAUGAAGCUCAGCAUCUAUUUUGACUAUUGAAUUGGUGCUUUUCAAAGAAGAAUAGGUUUUUUUUUAUCUCAUAUUUUGGAUCGUUCGUAAUGAAAGUAACCUUGACAUGAUUGGAUGAUUCCUGUGGAAAUAUAUGAAUUCUGCUAAUCACAUGGAUCUUUGUAUGUUGUGUGUUCAGAACCUAUGUCCAAUUGAAUAAGGCACUCCAUUCAUUAUAUCAGGUUCUUUAAUUGGAUCAAAUACAAAUAUAUAAUGUGCAAUACUUUUUUAAUUAUGUGUGCCUGUUAAUCCUCAGUCCUUAAAAAGAUGUGUACUUCUUAAAUGUGUCGCAUGCAAGAAGUAUCUCGAGUGAGAAUGUCUAAUUCCUUGAGGCUUUUAUCAACUCGAAACUAGCAUUUGACUCCCCAUUGAAAAAAAGGUGAACUUUUGCUUCUGUCUCUUUGAUCAAUGAUUAUGGAAAGAAACGAUAUCAUUAGGAACUGAAUAUUAAUUGUUAUUCAUCUGGUGGUAUCUGUCUUUCAUAAAAACUACUUUGAGCUAUCUCAAGCGUUGACCACUUUGGGGAAUUAAUAUAAUUUGCUUUAAUUCAGGUAUAACGUUGGAAGAGAGACCAUUGGAUUUUUCUGGAACAUUAGUUAAUGUUGGAUUAAGUAAGGUAUGUGUUACCACUAGUCACAACUUAUUUUUGGCAGAAUUAUUUACUCUUGAAAGAGUUAGCUAGGAAAUUCGUGAGUCAAAUUCCCACUGUGUUCAUGAUUGGGUGACAACUUUUAAAGUCCAUGAUCUCUUCAUUUUUCCAUGACUUGCCCUGUGCUUGGUUCUUACAUCUUUUGAUAAAAUAUAAUCAAUGAUGGGAAGUAGAGCGAUAUGAUGCUGUUGAAAUGUAUAAUUUCAAGACAUUGAUGUAUUUUUCAAAAGAAACAAUGUCUACACUAACGAGAUUAAAUGGAUGUUCCAGAAACGAUACCUUUAUGUUGCAUUAACUUUUGGUAAGUAACGAACUUCUUUUUUAAAUCAAGGUGCGUCGAGAAAAGAAAAUGAACAAUGUGAAAAAAGGAAUUACCAGGUCGUUGAGUUGCCUGCAUGUUGUUGGUAACAUUUCUACUCAAGCUUGUCAAGAAUACGAGAUCUGCUAUUUAUGAUUGAAACAUAUUAUCAUAUUAUAAAUGAAAACUGGAUGGCUUCUCACGCACAGAUGAUUUAGAAAACCAUAUGUUUUAACUGAAAUGAGCUAAAUUGGACCAAGAACUGGUCGAAACUGGUCUAAUUUUGCCUGUUCAAGUUCUUACCUUUCGUAUUAUGAAAGUGUAGCGCUAAUAGCCGUUAAUUUUUUUAUGUAGCUUUAUUUUGGCUUGAUUUUGUGGUUGUGGUCUUCAGGUGGUUGUGUUAUUAUAAGGAUGACCCUUUUUGUGACUCUUUCCUUUGGCUUUAUUCAAGAACCUUUUGUGCCAUUUAAAGGAUAUGAAGUUAGCCUGCAGUGACAAAUAUUGUCAACUGUUGGUGAAGAAAGCAAUAUAAAAAAGAUAGGGUGACAGGAAAAUAAAUGGGAUGGUCAUUAGCAAUGAAGCCUUUCCCAGUGUCAUUUUGGUUGCCAUUGUGCAUGCUGAGGCUAAAUGCUGGUGUUUUCCUUAUUUGGUGAUCUAAGUAAAUUGUUUUGUGUUUUUUUUCUUGAUUUACUGUAACGAUCGAGAGAAAAAAACUAAAAAUUUGUAAAACAGGUAAAAUUAUGAGUUUUUUAAUUUAUGGGCUCGCUGUUUAUCCCUUUACUACUGGUUUUGGAUAAUUUAGAGUUAGUUCACGGAAGUUCUGAAUUUGCGUAAAAUUUAUAUUCAAAGUUUCUGUUUUCAUACAAGUAAAACAUGAUAAAACCUCAUUGAGGUACACUGUGGCAUCAGUGUCCAGAUCAGGCCAACCUCAAACUUAGUCUGUUAAGGAAAAAAGGAAUGGAAGAAAACGCAUUUUUACAAAUUAAUGGCUUCUUAAAUUUUUUAUCAAGCUUAGCCUGUGAAGUAAAAAAAGGAAUAGAAGAAAAACAUAUAUUUGAAAAUUAAAUGUUUAUUAAAUUAUUUAUUAUUAUAAGAGAGGGUUCAAUUGGUUUUAAGUCUUUGUAAAAUCAACCUAUUUUCUAUGAGCCCCUAUUUUUUGUCAUUUUUUUUUCUGUUCGGAUUGAGUCCUUUACAUGGGCCGUUAUGAUAGGUUAAGUUAAUUUUAAUAACAAAUAGGUGGAUUUUUUUUAGGCGUUAAAAGAACCCAAUCAUCCCCCAUCCCCUCCCCCCCUCCCCCCCUUCUCUCUCUCUGUCUCUGUCUCUGUCUCUCUCUCUCUCUCUCAAACACACACACACUCUCGCAUCUUUUCAAGCACCCCAAAGAUCCCCCAUGCUGUGAGUAUCCUGGGGAGAUCUUUCACAAAGAAGACAGACUUUUCAUAAUUUAUUGAAUAUGACUGCAGAAAUAAAGUUUAAUUGAAUAUUGGGAAUAUUUUUGUAUUUUUCUGAUGGCGAGUUCCCUUAAAGACCAAAUCCACAUGAUGUUUCUUGGGCCUAAAUGUUGACAGGAAAAAUCUAAAGCCUGUAAAUAAUAAAUGACUAAAUCUUAAAUGAGAUAAGCGAUCAUUAACAUAUUACCCUGAUCCUGUUUCCUUGACUUUCUCUCUUGCCAUCUUUCUUUGUCUCUGUUUUCUGCUCCUAUCAUGGCAGUAGGAAUUUAGAGAUGAUAACAGCAGGAUUCUUCAUAUGCAUAGUUGAUAGUAGUACAAUCCUGAGCACUAAUGUCGCAAACUCUGAUUGUGUAUGACUACAUAAUUGUUUAAAGAACUAUAAAUCAAUCAAAAUAUUUUUAAAUAAAAAAUGUUGGUGCUUAAGAUCUAGUACUGAGAUCCAUUAUAUGGUGUAACUUUGUAUUAGCUUUUACUCAACAUUUGCCUUUUUUAUUUUUCUAUUUAUAAUCUUUGUCUUAUUUUGGGAAUUUAUCAAUUGAUUUUGGGCUCGUAAUUAUUGCUAUAUGUUAAAGUGAUGCUAGGCGUGAUAUUUCGUAAUUCUAGUCUUUGGUGAUUAUUGUCAUGAAGGAGUACUCAUUUCUUCUGAUUAGUUCAUGAUAAUAAUUCACUAUGAAUAUCUCUUUUACUCUUUCAAUGUAAAAAAUUAGAUAAUUAUUACAGAAUGUUAUGGUGGAGGAAAUUCUUGAACCUGGUGUACGGGUAACUGUGGCCAUGGGAACAAGUCGUACUCUUGGAACAGGUAUGUGUUCUCAAAUUAUUCUAUGAUUCAGUUUGUUAUUUUUUCGAUAAUAAUAUUUUCUGUUUGCUGCUUAUGGCCUUGAUUCUCUUUUGAAUAUUUUCUAGUUAAACUUUGUUUAAUUUUGUGGACUUAAGUGAUGCUAUUUUUCGAUCCUUUUAGGUUUAAAGAUCCCUAUCAAUCUGUGUGGAUUCAAGAACUCUAUAUUUUUCAAUUCUUGUGAUUCUAGGGACCUUACUUUUCAAUCCUUGUGAAUUUGAGAUCUCCCCUUUCAAUCCUUGUGGAUUCAAGGAUUCUGAAUUUCACUCUCGUGUGAAUCUAAUAGUACAAUUUCCUCUCUGGGCUCUAUUACAAUGAUUGGUAAUAAAGCGAGAUUCCGACCCCAAGACUCACCCUUGUGAAGAUGUCUCCUAUUCGUGAGGUGAUCGAUGCUGUUGAUGAUGUCGUUCAUCAGGUAGGAUCUCUUUUAAGAGAUGAAUUUCGUGGGUCUGAACAGUGUGCAUCACAGUUUGCAAGAUAAGCAUUGUAUUUUGCAAAAACUAUUGUGGAAGAUGACUGUGUAUUAAUAGCGGAGGCCAGAAAGAAAAUUGUGCAUUGAAUCUGACGAAAUCCAUCAGGAUUGACGGAAGGGUACUUUUUAUCCACAAGGAUUGACACGUGUGAUCCUUAAGUUCACAAAGAUUGACGAAACGGUCUCUUAAAUCCAUAAGAUUGAAAUUGACAUAGUGGAAGUUAGGAAGAAAUCUUUAAAUUUAUUGGGAUUGAUUGAGGUCGUACUUAAACGGGUAAAUAUCUGAAAAUAAGGUCUCAUGAAUUCAUAAGGGGUUCCUUAAAAGAGGAUGAUAAAAAAAAUAUUUCUGAUCAAAGAAAACCAUUGUUUAUAAACCGUGCUUCAUUAAAUAGGGAAAAAUCAACUGUGGAUCCCUUAUAAGGCAGUUUAUGACAGCAGCUUUAUGUAAGACUUUGUAGAUAACAAUAAGCAAGCAUUAGUCUUACAAAAAGGAAAACGUAUUUUUGGCCUUAUGAACUGUCUGAAAAAUUUCAUUGUGCUCUUCCCCGUUUUACCCGUUAGGUCUUAGUGGGCUGAGCUUUUUUAGUGUCUUCUGUUUCCUGUGAAUCUGUCUUAUAUCAACGUCUUUAAUGAUUCAGUCCAUAGCUGCCUAUUUAUGCAUUGAGUUGAGGUUUUGUCCUAUAUGUUUUCAGUUCAAAAUAAAGUAAGUUGUUAAACAAGUAAAACACAUUCGAAGUUGAACACAUGAUUAGUCAUUUCUUUUCCUGAACUUCGUUAGUUUUAGCUUUUCCAUUAGUAGUGGUGUCUCACAUUUGGAUAUGUUACUCUCUGCUUUGAUUUUUAAUGAAAAAUUAAUUCUUUACACCUCCAUUGUUGACUUAUUUUAAGUAGAAUGUAAUUCAUCCAUUUCAGUCCAGGUGUGUUAAUUUUAGAAAUUUGUCAAGGUCCAUGAUUGAGCUAGACGCAUCCAUUUCAAAUGAAAUAAACCGUCAAAUGCACUUUGAGGACCGCAACGCUUCACUCAACUUUUGUAUCCAUCUGAAUCUUGUCUUAUCUCAUCUAUUGAAUUAGCCAAGGAAUGUUUGGCAAUGGACUGACUGGUCAAAAUAAGACUAGCUCAUAUCAGCAAGUUUUUGUUGAGAAAGUCUACUGGUUCUUAUUCUGCCCUUUUGUUCUUACUUGGCUGCGAACAAGAAGGUUAGUGUCCUUGAUCUGAAUGACGGCCAAACCACACCUACGUUCUUUGAACCCCAAGCAGGAGAUUAGCAUGUAUGAAAUAAAUCGGGCCAAGGAGAACAAGAUCUUAAACUAGUCAGAAGCUUUCACUGUCCAAAAAUUCCAACAGUGAAACACUUUCUUGAAAUAAAUGAUGUUAACGUGCAAAUAGAAAGAAACUGUCUCUUGAAGGACAGAAUCCCUCUGUACCAUUGCAAAAUUGUCAACGUAAAUGAAAGCCUUUAAACUAAAUUAUUCUUUACUCAUGUCAAGUUAAUUAGAUGGGACAUCCUCAUGUUGUAACAUGAUGUUGGUCGUCAUUUUUUGCUAAGUGAUUUCGGUCCAGCCCAAAGCUUCAGAAAGCCUUGAUAAAAAACGAAGGAAGAAUAAUGCAAUAUCAGGCGCAGUAAUGCUGUUCCUUUUUACUGGUAUUCAUCACAGUUGUGCUGCUUCCAGAAAGAGAGGAAUAAAACCAUCUUUCUUGCAUGGGGAUAAGUAAUUAAAUUACGGUAAUAAACAAUACAGAUAACCACCAAUACUUCUAUCAUGCAGACUGUGUGCUCUGGCUGGAAACAUUAGGCCAUGGAACAUUGAAGUAUGCAGUCAUCAUUAUGGUACAUCAGGCGGCACAGAUAAAGGGAAAAGUGACAAACUAAGCAGUCCUUCAAUCAGGAUCUACUGUUACUCUAUGCGACCCCUUCUGGGUACUGGAUUUUGCUUUUCACUUUUCUAUGUUUUUUUGAUAUAAUUUGUCCUCUAAUGUUGUUUUAAUAAUGUUAUCUGUCUCAACAGCUUAGUUGGUAAUAUAUCGGCAUUUACACGGAAGUUUUUGAUUACCUCUUUUGCGCAGAUCUCUCAACUCUUUUCUUAAAAAGUUCUGGUGCAAGCAAAAUUUAAAGAACUUUUAGUCACUGCAAAGUGCUACAUUUUACGUUUUGGUUUUAAUUGGCUUCGCCUUCAGUCUUAUGAUGUAGCUCACUUUCUAUGCCUUGCAUUCAGUUUAUGUAUCUCAGAAGAUUUUUAAUUUUUAUGAUCUCCAAUUAUAUUUUCUAGAUGUUCCCAAGAAAAUCGUUUCUCCCUUCACACCACUAGAAGAAAUGGGAUUGUAUUGGGGUUAUAAAGUACGAUAUGCUCCUAACAUUAGUUCUGUUUUCAAGAUGUGUCCGUUCCAGGUACAUGUCUUAGAUUUUUCUUUUCUUUUUUGAGAUCAACGGGGAGACUUCACUCUUUAUAUGUGACGCUUAUGUUUCCCUUAUAACUAUGAAAUAUUGUUUAAUUUAUAGGAGGGUUAUGAUCACAUUGUUGGGACAUCUGAGCAUGGAGUCAUUGUUGAUUCAUCAGAGCUUGUGAUCCCUGCAUUUCGGUAAUAGUAUUUCCAUUCCUCUGUAUGGUUUUUUAGUUAUGUCGUCUGAAAACCUGUUUUAGGAUCAUUUCGUCUAUAGUUGUCUCAUUAUUUAUCCACGUCAUUGUCUUUCUCAAUUGAAUCGUUCGUUUAUGCUGGUUCAUGAUAGAUUUUGUCCUACUUGUUUAUCUCUAUGUUCUGGUUAAUAGCUUGCAUGUCAAAUACUCUCUUAAGCUUCUCCUUCAUCCAUUUAAAUGUUCCUCAUUUAGAAGGGUGGUGUUUGACUGGAUACAUAAUGACACAACUCUUUGGUUUCUUCAUUUUCUACCUCAAAUUUCGUUCAAUCAUCUAAUCAAGCCACAAAGCUUCAACCCUCUGACCAAGCUUAUAGCCACGGAUAUGGAUAGUUCUAGGGGUCACUUUAGGCCUCUUAGAUCAUGUAGGUGGAAAAAUCAUUCAACUGAAUUACUAAUGAUGACGGUCUAGGGUUUAUAUCCUAACCCUAGAGGCAACAUAAUGGACCACAAGUUUGGCCCAUUAUCACUAAAUCAAAGUCCAGUAGGGCAUGACAUAAGAAGCCCAUUACAUUUAACACCCCCCCUCAAGCUGGAGCAUAGAUAUCAUAUGCACCAAGCUUGGUAAAAAUGGCUGUCGCUCAAGGAGCAUGGACUGGUUUGGUGAAAAGAUAUGCAAGUUGGUUUUCAGAUGACACAUUAACACUAGGGAUGAGUUGAGCUUGAAUCUUCUCUUGAAUGAAAUGGCAGUCAACUUUGAUGUGCUUUAUGUACUCAUGGAAGAUGUGAUUAGAUGCAAUGUGAAUGGCUGCUUGAUUGUCACAUCAAAGUUUAAUAGGGCCAAGAGAAAGAAGUUUUGAGUUCUUUGAGGAAAUGCUGAAUCCAAAUGAGCUCAUAGCCUUAUACUCGAACUCUGUACUAGAUCAUGAGACCACUAAUUGUUUCAUGCUCUUCUAAGAAAUAAGAUUGUAGCCAAGUAAAAUACAAUAACCAGUCAUAGAUCUCAUGUUUGUAUUGCCUCUAGCCCAAUCUAGAUCAGAAAAGCCAUGUGUGUUAAGAUGAGUAUGAUUCUUUUAUAAUAAUCAUUGGCUUAGAUUUCUCUUUAGACAUUGUAAAAUUUGUGUAAUGACUGCAAAGUGCUUUAUGAGGUUGCCCAUGAACUAACUUACAACACUUGGAGCAAAUGAGAUAUCUGACUGAGUGAUAGUUAAGUAGAGGAGUUUUCCAACAAGAUGUUGAUAUCUUCUUCGAUCAUCUAAUAAUUCUCAUUAUGCAUGAGAUAAAUUUAAGUGGAGAUCCAUAGGAGUAGUAGUUGGUUUUACUAUACUUGUCUCUACAAGUGGAUCAAGAGUAUACUUUAAUUUAUUUAUCACAAUCCCUUACUUAGAAAGAGCAACCUCUAUACCAAGAAAGAACUUGAGAUUGUCUAGAACCUUAGUGUCAAAUUGACUCUGUAAAAAGUUCUUGAGGUGAGAUAUAUCAACAUAAUCACUCCUAUUGAUAACUAUGUCAUUGACAUAUACAACUAAUAAGAUACACCUAGUUGAGGAGUGUUGAUAAAAGACUGAGUGGUCAACACCAUACCCUUUGAAAACUCACUCAAAGCGUUGUUAAUUAAAGUGAUUGUUGAACCAUGCUCAAGGAGAUUGUUUCAAACCAUGAAAAAACUUUUGCAAUCAACAAUCAAAUUGGAGCCUCUAUGUGCACAUAAUCUUGGAGGUUGUGUCAUAUAUAUCUCUUCUUGUAGAGUGUCAUGAAGAAAUAUAUUCUUUAUAUCAAGUUGAUAAAGGGACCAAGAGAAGUGAAUUGUCAAGGUAAACACAAUAUGGUUAGAAGUAAUAUUAGUAAUAAGGGAGAAAGUUUUGAAUAAUCUUCAUCCUUUACUUGAGUGAAACCUUUUGUCAAUAAUUGAGCUUUCAAACAAUCAAUUGUACUGUCAGGUCCAACUUUAACUGUGAAGACCCACUUGUAGCUAACAGUAAAUUUUCUUGGAGGAUGUGGGACAAGCUCUCAAGUUUGGUUCUUCUUAAGUGUAUCCAUCUCUUCAAUCAUAAGAGCAUAUCAUUUGGGAUGACCUAGUGCUUCUAAAUUAGUUUUAAGAGUAAGAUAGUGGAUAAGGUAGAUAUAAAAGCUGAGUAGGUAGGAGAUAAGUGAUGAUAAGAUACAAAGUUAGAAAUGAGAUAGUGUUUACAAGAAAACUUUCCUUUUCGUAAGGCAAUAGGGAGAUUGAGAUCACCUAUCACAGAUGUGCUUGCUUCUGGUCCCUCAAACAUAGGAAGGACUGGUUGUGAAGUAGACACUUCAAGAGGUGAUGAGGGAGCAUUUUGUUACAUGUACACCUAUGUGAUUGGAGGACAUUUAUCUCCCAACCUAUCAUCUAAUUUCUUUGAGAUCCCACUAGGACUGUCCACAAAGGUUGACUUGAUGUAGAGGUAAUAAUUCAUUUAGAGAAUCAAUAUGCUAUGACAUAUGGAAGAUAACUGAUGAUUCCCUCCUCUCUUGGACAAAAAAGGGAAAAUGAAUAAUGUAUUCAAGAAAAAUAGAGAAAACAAUGAACAAAGGGAAAUUAGUUUGAGUGAAUUCCCCUCUCCCUUUCUCUUGUGUCACUUCUACCAUGAUAUCCCCUCUUAUUCACAAGAGAUGUUUAUACUGCUCAGCCCACUCCUUCCCUAAUGUUCACUAUAGAAGCUUCUAAACUAUUCACUUACAACGAACAUGUCUUGAGGGGUACCGUAUCAAUAACAUCAGCAAAAAUAAAGUGUUUAUGAAGGACAAUAACACAUAUCCUUUUUGAUUGUGAGAGUAUCUUAAGAAAAUACAUUUCAUAGACUUAAGAUCAAGUUUAUCUCAACUUGUAUCUAAAUGAUGGACAAAACAAGUACAUCCAAAAACAUUUGGUGAUACAUGAUAUAAUGGGCUAGUAGGAUAAAGAAUGAAAUAAUGAUUCUGUUAAUUCAUAACUGAUGAUGACAUUUUAAGUAGGUGGUUGUAAGAACAGCAUCACUCUAUAACUCAAGUGGAACAUUUAUAUGUAAAAGUAAAGUACGGGCUGUCCCAAUAGUAUGACGAUUUUUCCUCUUAGUUAUUUCAUUUUUUUGAGUAUGAGGACAUGAUGAUUAAUGAAUGAUGCCCUAGGUGGUCAAAUAUUAUGUCAAAAAUAAACUAAUACUCUUUUACAUUAUUAGAGUGAAGUAUUGUAAUAUUCUUUCCAAAUUGAUUCCAAAUUUCAAUGCAAAAUAAGCAAAAGAUAGUGAAUAACUCUGAUUGGUCUUUCAUGAGAUAGUGCUAAGUGAUAUGAGAAUGAUCAUCAAUAAAUAUAACAAAAUAUUAAAACCAAGUUUAUAAGUGACUCGACUUGGGCCUCAUACAUUUGAAUGGACUAAAUCAAAGUUAGAGCCUAUUCUUGAAAGAACUCUUGACCCAAAGUUAAAAUGAUGUUUACCUAAUUGACAUGAUUUUUCUUGAUUAGACAAAUUAGAUACCAUCAAUUUGAGUUUUUCAAGUAGUACAUAAAUGAGACAUGAAUCAGGGAAGAAAGUUAUGACAGCUUGUAGAAAUUGAGUGAGUUUACUAGUAAAAAUAAGAUUAAAAAGAAAUUUGAGAAUGUGCAAAAUAAAUCUGAGAGGAAGGUUGGGGUUAGGAUAUGAAGAUUCUUUACCUAUGAUAGUAAAAAAACUAGGAUGACUAAACUAGGAUGACUAAAAUAGGAUGUGAAAUUGUUGGAUAUAUAAUAUGGUUACUCGUGCUUGAGUCAAGAACCCAAUGGGGUGAUUCACCCAAAGAGGAUGUAGAUGUGUGAGAGAAGCAUGCUGUAGAUGUCCCAGGUGUAUCCGAAGUAGUAAUGGGUAUUAAUACUUAUUGGGCCCGUGCAGCUGCAGUAGGAUUUGAAAAAGGAAUUGAUCGUGAUUUGGAACCUGUUCUUCCACGACCUCUCUUAGUUGAUAUUUUUGUAUUUAUAUCUAUUUUUUUGUUCUGGCUCGGCUAGACGAGAUAGGAUAGCCGAGCCAAUUUAUAACAGCAUAUUAGUCCAAUAAAGAAACAUUCAACAAGAAAAAGGAGAGAGAGGGAUUCGAACCCUCAAUAGUUCUUUAGAACAAAAAUAGAGAGGGUGAGCACACUCCAUAUCAAAGAGUGACAUCUGAUGUAUGACUUGGGAUCUUUCCUCUUCUCCUCCUGUAACAACAUUAGCAGUCUUAGGAGGAUGGCCAUGAAGUGCACUUAUUCCUUGUGUGCCCUUUUUUGUCGCAAUAUGUGCACUCAUAUUUUUGAUGAUUUCCAGAUGCUCUACCUCCACUUCCUCCUUUCUCAAAGCGACCACCAUGAGGAUGCCCAUGAGAGGGUUCUUGAGUAGACACUAAUAUUGUUUUCUCUACAAGAGGUGUGGUCUUUAGAAUGCCAUGAUCUAGAAGAACAUGAGAGACAUUAAUGGGCUUCAGUAAGCGUUGGCAGCUCAUUCCCUACUAGUAUUUGACUACGAAUUCUAUCAUACUCAAGACAAAGCCAACUAAGACACUUGGCCACUGUUAGCUGAUAUCAUUGUUUCUCCAUCACUUGGAGAUCAAUAGAUAAAUGAAGUAAUGAGUGGAGAUACUGAGUAAGAUGAUUGAUCUCACCAAAGUAUUGACUCAGAUCUGUGUCACCUUGUUUCAACUCAUAAUACUCCAUAGUCACAUGAGACCAUACAAAAAACAUCUUACCAAAUGAGGUGCAUUUGGCUUUAAAAUAAGUCUUUAGAUACCUUAAUGUGUCUAGACUGGCUACAUUACAUGCAUAGGGUGUAUUACGAAGGGCAAGAGAAAACUAAGGUGUAUAUGAAUUUGGUUGGAUUUGAAGACCGGUGUAAAUAGAGUAUUUAUGGGGGAAAGUUAAAAACACGAUUAUCGCCAGAAUGGAUUGAAACCUAAACGAGGUUUGCUCUGAUGGUUUAGUACCAUGCAUAAAGGUUGACUCUUAUGGAUUUUGAGUUCCAUUGCCAAAGGCUUAUGGAAGGCAGUAUGAAAGGUGUUUUACAUUUGGGGAAUUCCUAAUGCUACUCCUGCUAUUGCUAUUGUUACUGCUGGAAUUGACAUCUUUCUUCAGAGGGCCACUUCUUGCGGUAAAGCUUUCCAAUUAAAUGAAUGUGCUUGCAUACUCUUGUAUUCCUGUGGGAAGUGUGGGACUAAUUGAAUUUCAUUUGUCUGCUAAGAUAAUUCUUCUUACUCACAGUUUGCAUUCGAUGCUCCUGAUUCAAUAAUUCCUGAAAACAGGGCAUUCACUGAACUAGUCUCCCUUUGGUCCCCCAGUCAGUCCACUUCUUUCUAACCACUGGGCUGUCAACAGAGUAUGAUUGAAGUAUGAUAGGAAUCUAGAAAUAGCCUGGAGGCCUCAAAGUUUGGUUCAGAAAUGUGAAGUGGAUGAUAGCAAAAUAAUUACUACAAGAAUAGCUCUUCAUUCAAUGAAGUAUAACACGUUUUUGAACUUUCUUGAGAACCAAUCCAAUUACUUACCUAUGGAAAAAUUAUGUCUGGAGGAGCACCCAUUGAUGACGUAGACCUCUAUUAUUUUGUUCGUGAGAUACUGCUAGAUAAUUCUGAUUGAAAAUGGAUAAUUCAGAAUGGUUCAAUGUAAAAUAUGUGGGCGUUGGGAUUUCGGCCUUGUACGGUAUCCUCUUUGCUAUAAAGCAAUCCUCCAGACCUUCUUGACGGAUUGCUUUGUAGCAAUCCGUCAAGAAAAUGCAUAGAAAUAUAAUGUCCAACUUUGGUAUAAUUUGGAGAUUGUUUGCAUUUUGAUCGAUUAAUUGUUAAUGGGUUUAUGAAAUAAGAUCCGCAUUAACCAUUUUAUAUUGCAGUUAAGGUGAGAUAAAUUGAUCUGCCAUGUUGGUUCUUACCAAUGUAUAUCAUAAGACAUGCAACUUCAAUGUGAAGCAUUUUUUUCAUGAUCACUGUGCAAAUGGCUUCAUUACUAUCUUUUUCUGGCAUUUUUUCUACUAAAAGUGAUCCAAUUACCGGAAUGGCGUCAGGUACGCCUGUCCUAAAUCGAUACCUAUCCUAUCAUAGGAUAUUUGUCUUUCUUUCGUUCUGGAGGUUUCGAAACCGGAAGUUGAGAAGCAAGGAAUAAAGAAGGCCGAAGGGCGAGCCGUAGGCGAGCGAGGAAGAUAACCCUGACAGUAGACUUGGAGUUUUUAGGGAUAAAAGCAUUCUUGGUGGUGCCGCAAAAGGCUCAUCAUCAAUUUCAGCCUCACUUUGGUGGUUGGCGUUCGGUUAGUAAUAGCUAAAAAUCAUCUUCUAGUGAAUUAGAAACAGUGAAAGUCUCACCUCGCUACAAUCUAAUCAGCCGUGGACAUUUUGUAGAUAGAGAUAAGAGUAAUUUCAUGUUUUUCUGGGAGGAUUGGAGUUUUAUUCUGCCUCAUACUUUCGCACAAUUGGACCUGGAGAUUGUUGUUUAAUAAGAAGGUAUAUGACCUUUGACUAAAGAUGUUAGAUAGAUGUAAGCCUGUUCAAGAGAACUUUUUUAUUUCACAUCAAUCUCUCGUCCUCUAUCUCACUACAAAAAUAUUGGCAUGAUGGUUAUUUUCGGUUUUUAUGAUUUUGUUCUUGAUGAAUAUUAAGGUGUUUGUUCCUGAUAUUCUGGAAGGUGGGUUCUGGAUAGAGAAAUUGUUGUCCACAGGCAAAUGCUGUAUAGAUGCCUGGUUUAUCACUCUGUUGUAGUUUUGGUCCUCCUGUGAAAUAGAAUUCUCACAUCUCCUCUUUAUUCUGGUGACCUUGGUGAUGCGAUGCAUGAAAGUUUCUAAGUAUCACUUGGUCACUGUGAAAGAAAAAGGAAGAUGAAUUAAUGUGUUUCACUUGAAUUCUAAGGUAAUCAAUAGAGUUCAGUAGAUAUGAAUGAAUCGUGAUAAUCAGAAUGUCGAUGCCUGAUCAUUCAUGAAUGUAUCAUAUAUAUAUGAGGAUAAACAGUAGGAAAAAGUCUCUUCUUUUCUCAAAUCAUAGUACAAUGGCUAGUUAUGUUUAAUUACCCUGGCCAUUAGAAAAAGAAAACCACCUACUUUGAGGAAACUGACAAAAUACGACACGGACCUACAAAAAGUAACUCCUAAGUAUGCGGUUUUCUCACAAUAAAGAAUUAUCAUAAAUGGAGAUAAAUUUGUUUUGUGGUACAAGUCUAGAUUGCAGGUUCAAUUCUCACUGUUCUUGCACUGAGGUGCACGAUAUUUACCAUGAUACUGAGACACUUGAGACUACGCUAGUGUAAAUUAUCUAUCACGGUAAUUGGAGUAUAAAAGUUAAAGUGCCUAUUUUGUGGUGCCUGACGCGCAAGUCAUUAGAUGUGGGUUCACUGAGCUCACUGAGAUGUCUUACCGAAUUGCCUGUAAUUGAAUCCCGCGAGUAUAUUCCAGCUUCGUAUAAACCUUGUCCAGCAGCAUCUUUUAUUGUUUAUGUCCAUCGAUGAAUUUGGCUUCUUUUGCUUGAUUUUGACGCUUAAUACUGAAUGCUAACAGGCAUUUAUUAAUUGCAUUUGGUGGACUUGGUGGAUUAGAAGAGUGCAUUGAGGAGGAUAGUGACAUGAAGGUACAAUUUCAUUUGAAAGAUGUUGGGUUUUUUGAAUAUAUGGCACAGUUUUCAUAGUAAUCAGGUGUGCCUAUUUACAUCUGAAUUUGUAGAUCUAAACCUUGGUUUUUGUAAAUGAAAAUCUAUCAGAAUAAACUUCCCAAGGGUGGAAAAAAAAAAAUUAUUUCUUUUUCUGCAAUUCAUUUUUGGAUGAACAUUCUCUGGAACUUCACACAUUCUCAUCUACUGGCCGUUUGUGCUCCCUGUCUACUUUUAAAAAUAUAGAAACAAUGCCUAUUUUGCUCCAUAUUCGUAUUGACAACUUCCGUGAAACAUACUCCUACAGCUGCUGUCAUUACGUGAAUGUAUAUCUCAUAAUAGUUACCAAACAAAUAAUGUGCCAGCCUGCCCAAACGUUUUUUUUUAUUCGUCAUUAUUCUUAUUGAUAUCCAUUAAACCCAACGUUUACUAAUGGCUUCAAAUAGUUAUUAAUAUUUUGUUUGUAUUCUAUUUUUGACAACUGCGUUUAUCGGAUUGUAUCUUCAGUAUUGUCAAAUUAAGGUCAACUAAAAUUUUUCUAGUGCCCUUUGCCUUCCCACUUCUAGUCAAGUGCAAUUGCAUUAGUUUAUGAACAUGCGAUGUAGCUGCUCGGCAUAGCAGCCUACGGAGGGAUUUCCUCAUCCUCAAGCUUAUGGCAGCACACAUCCUUGGGCAACUAAGUGUAUUGGCAUGCACAUGUAGAUUUUUUAUAUCAGUUGGAACUAGAUUGACAGAAAUAUGUUUAGUCUGCCGUAGUGAGCAAUAUAAUUUUUUUGUAACCAGGGAAAAAAUGUCUCCGAGAUCUUUCAUUCCUAUUUGAAUACAUGUCCACAUCAAGGAAGCAGAACAAUUCGAACUGAGGUAUGUUUGAUCUUGAUAUCUUUCCCCUUCCUUUUAUGUGUUUUCUCCCUAUUCCAUGGAAUCCUAAGACUAAAAUUUUCUCAUUGGCAGGAAGCAAUCUUCAUUUCUCUUCAGUACUUUCAAGAACCAAUCAAGCGGGCAGUCAAUAGUUUGAAGCAACAAUAA
Molecule: messenger RNA, 17664 nt
Organism: Spirodela intermedia
Lineage: Eukaryota; Viridiplantae; Streptophyta; Magnoliopsida; Alismatales; Araceae
Source: the annotation of a GenBank genome assembly